Molecule: messenger RNA, 2283 nt
Organism: Paramacrobiotus metropolitanus
Lineage: Eukaryota; Metazoa; Tardigrada; Eutardigrada; Parachela; Macrobiotidae
Product: heat shock 70 kDa protein-like
Exons: 2
Coding region: 240-2072 (610 amino acids)
Biological process (GO): protein refolding; cellular response to unfolded protein
Cellular component (GO): cytoplasm
Molecular function (GO): heat shock protein binding; ATP binding; misfolded protein binding
Source: RefSeq, a predicted model, not a curated record
UCUUUAGUCCGUUGAACGAUAAAAUGUUAUAAUUCAGCUUCGAAGCGGCUUUAAUUUACACGCUCGAUACGUACUUGCUACACACAUACGUUAAUUUCAAUUAGCCGUUAAAGCCUGCCAGACAAUCGUAGUCUUAACCAGAAACGCACAAUAAUAAUUUUAUUCGCAGCACACCCGGACGCUAAAAUUUUGAAUAGAACUGAAUCGAAUCGAAGUGUCAUUUUAUUUAAACACUGAUCAUGCCUCGUGACGAACGUAUUGCGGUUGGAAUCGACCUGGGAACCACGUACAGCUGCAUCGCUGUGUACCGGAAGGGGCAUGCCGAGGCAGUCCAAAACGAUCAAGGACAUCGCAUAACACCGAGUGUUGUGUGCUAUCAUAAUGGGGAAAAGACCGUAGGAGAGGGAGCUGUGCAUCAAGCGCCGUUUUUCCCGGAGAGCACUAUAUACGAUUCCAAGCGCAUAAUCGGACGAACAUUUAACGAUCCUCUAAUACAGAGCGACAUGAAGCAUUGGAGUUUCCAGGUUGUCAAUAAGUUUGGUAAGCCCAACAUUCUUAUUAAGGAAGGUGGGAAAACGCUGCAUGUCACCCCGGAAGAGGUUAGUGCGAUGGUACUGCACAAACUCAAAGAGAUUGCCGAACUAUACUUGGAGAAAACGAUCUACGACGCUGUGAUAACGGUGCCGGCAUACUUUACCGACGCACAGAGGCAAGCAACGAAAGAUGCUGCUACCAUUGCCGGCAUCAAUGUAUUGCGGCUGAUUAAUGAGCCAACCGCCGCAGCUAUUUAUCACGGUGUAAAUAGGACAUACAAGACAGCCCAGAAGCUUAUGGUUUUCGAUCUUGGAGGCGGCACACUGGAUAUCUCGGUUCUCAUGGCUGAGCCCGGCAUGAAAUUUAUUGUGCUGGGAACCCAUGGCGAUCCGCAUUUAGGUGGCAAAGAUUUUGAUAAUCUGCUGACACAAUAUUUAACCGAGGAGUAUUUCGAGCGCAACGGAAGUCGACUGAAUAAAGAAGCCAUAGCACGAUUACGAGAAUGUUGCGAAACGGCUAAGAAGGGGCUGAGUUUCAAUACUACAGCUAACAUUCUUAUACCUAACUUUGCCAACAAUCAGAAUUACACUCGUGUUGUGGCGAGGGAGGAAUUCGAACGCGUUUGCAGUGUGUUAUUCGACCGGCUCCUGGCACCCGUCAAGGCCGCCUUACAAGACACUGGUUUGACGGCGGACGAUAUCCAUGAGGUGGUGCUGGUAGGAGGGUCCAGCCGGAUUCCUAAAGUCAAAACCGUCAUACAGGAAUUUUUUGCUGGGAAAAUAUUACUACAAGGAACUCAUCCCGAUGAGUCAGUGGCCAGUGGAGCUGCCGUCUUUGCUCACAGCAUCCUAGGUAGUGGAUCCACUGGUGCCAACGCCUUGUCGCUAGUAGACGUUACACCAUUUACCCUUGGGGUGGACGUGGUGAGCGGAAAGCUGUCGGUGCUGAUUCCAAAAAACAGUCGACUGCCGGCACAGAGUAGCGGCAAUUACUUUACAACCAGGGAUAACCAGAUAAUCAUGAACUGGAAUAUUUACGAAGGAGAAUCAGAAAUCGCGGCCGAGAACAGGCUGCUGGGGAAAAUGACAAUAUCCGGGCUUGACCCGGCUCCGCAGGGCGUUGCAUCCGCCACUGUAACGUUUGAUGUCGACCCUAACGGUGUUUUGAACGCUUCGGCGGUUGAUCGAAAGACGGGUAAUAAGGUCCAAGUGGUGUUGGACAAUGACAGGUACAAUCUGUCGGCGGCGGAAAUCGAGAGGAUUGCUGGGGAAUUUUCGGCUGGUGUGCCACAAGCAAAAAUCCGAGCGGAGCAACAAAAGCUAACGGAGCGAUUGAAGGAGUACGCACAGUCGGUGCGACAGACACUGCAGCACAGUGAAACAACAUUACCUCCGCAAGAAUAUCAACGUGCUAUGCAGAACUUGCAAGAACUGGAAGACUGGAUUAGCGAAAAUUGUCAUGCCAAGAAAGCCACGAUUAUUCUUAAGCAACAAGAAGCGUUCCGUCAUUUUCGUACCAUUCUUGUGCGUUUAACGUAACACCAGCAAACCGUUCACAUGGAAGCAAUCAAAAUAAUUCAAGCAGUUCUUGUAGCAAUAGAAUACCGCGAAACAUUGUGACUAAGUAGCUUGUGUUGUGCUUUUCGAUUUAAAAAUUGAACUUAUUACACUAUGUAACCGGUUUAUAAAUAAUUAAUUUAGUCGUUCUUUCCUGCAAGUAUACGAGUCUGCUUGGAGAAUAAAUCGAAAA